This is a messenger RNA of Cylicocyclus nassatus, 645 nucleotides long. NCBI's taxonomy places the organism in Eukaryota, Metazoa, Nematoda, Chromadorea, Rhabditida, Strongylidae. The record is from the annotation of a GenBank genome assembly.
AUGGGUAAAAUCACUAUCAGAUUUUUCUCCACGUAUGUACCUCCCAAAGCAGAUGAUGACUACGAAGACGAACAAUGGAACCAAGCAGAAGCAAUUCUUCAGAAAAGCAUGGCCCACAGCAAGAGAGUCUGCUGCAUGAAAUCCAUGAAUUAUUAUGGAAAAGCUUUCGACACCGUUGAAGUGAAUGGACUUUGGACUGCUCUUGAAGAACAAGGAGUUCACUGGCAGCUUGUCACUCUUCUUCGACAAGUCUAUACAAGCUCAAAUUCUAUUGUAAAAGUCGGUGAAGCAUCAGUUCCUAUAAACGUUGAGAGAGGAGUGAGACAAGGAGAAACAUGGACAGUGACGAAGAAGAUGGAGAAACAGCUUAGCGCUGCUGGAAGACGUAUAGAACGGAGAAUGGUUGGCAGCCGCUUAUUGGACAAGAAGACGAAUUCAUGGUUACGUGGCGUCACUAAAGUGAAAGACUUAGUGACUUGCGCGAAGAAAAGGAAAUGGAAUUAUGCUUGGAAACUCGCCAACAGAAAUGAGAUUAAAUGGUCAAGAGAACUAAUGGAAUGGCGACCACCAAAAGCGUCCACGACCGCGGAUGAGAUGGAGCAUGAAUUUCAGAAGAAACUUGGCACCACAGGUGCGAUAAGGUGA